CAUUCGCACAAUGACACUGGCGCUCACGAGAAUAGAUUACACGACGGUGGGAGUUACUUCGCGCAGCACGACCGUGCUGUUCCCUCCGAAUGAAGCGAAGCAACCGCAAAAGUUCGCCGUUGCGGAUCACGACGGCAUACUGCACAUCUAUGGCAUGAAAAAGGGAGAGCUACAGUUGUCGUUUAAAUCCCUGCCCGGUCCAAAAAUCCACAAAAUGGUGCUCGGUGGCUCGAUAGGUACGUUGAGGGAUAAGGUUUUCAUUGCAUACGGCAACUCCGUAAAGGGAUUCACGAAAAAGGGCAAGCUGUUCUUAGAGUUUGACACCAGCCUUAUAGAUCCAAUUUCCGCGCUGUAUGUCCACGGUGCGGAUCUCGCGGCGUGCGCGCGCGAUCUCUAUCACAGAUACAGAGACUGCAAAGACGCCGACUCGUACCUGGCUGGUGAGACGUUACACGAUGUCGUGCUCUUGCCCGGAGAGUACAAUGCGGUAUACGCUAUCUUAGCUUGCGCGGAUAGCGCGGUGCGCGUUUUGCACGGCACGAGAAGCCCAACGGUCCUCAGACUGCCGAGCGCUCCUAUGGUGCUCUCUAUAUACAGGGAAGGAGAAAUACUGUCGAAGGACCGCGUUCUGGUUGGGACCGCGGACGGUAGGAUCGGAUUGUUGAUCCUUCAAGGCAACAGAACGCUCCGGAUCACCUGGCUGUUGACGUCGACGGGCUCGGGGAUCACGUCGUUGGAUAUUUACGAGUUGCAGGACGGCAUGGAUAUUCUCGUGGGUCGGCAAGACGGAGUGGUCGAGGUGUACACGUUUCCCGAGGAGGAUGUGCCUUCCACUCUGCGCUAUCAUUAUAACGCCGGCGAAAGUAUCAGCACAAUCGUGGGUGGGAUAAUCGGCGUCGCCAAUUAUCCUGAGGUUCUCGUCACGACUUAUUCGGGCCGGGUAUUCGGUUUGACCACUAGUCCUCCUGGACUGCUGGAAGCAGGACAGAGCGACGUUGGCCUGGCCAGGCUGAAACUGGAGAUACAACAACUGCAUGAGAAGCUCACCGAAGAGAAGGAGACGUCCAAUUUUAUGCCGGAUCCUUUGGCACCUUUGAUACUGGCCGUGAAUCAUAAAAUGGUGUUGCACAAGGAGGACGCUUCGUAUUCGUUGUCUAUAGAGCUUGACGCGUCGAUCGAUAACAUCCUGAUACAGUCGGACACUCCUAUCGAUCUGCUGGACACGGAGAACAAUAGCGCAGUGGUCAGUUUGUCCGCUUGCAAUCCCAGAGAGGGCAAUUUCGUGCUUGCCACUUAUCGGUGCCAGAUCAACACAAAUCGUAUUGAGAUGCGACUGAGAUCUAUCGAGGGCCAGCCGGGUACCUUACAGAUCUAUGUGACGUCUCAGGUACAGCCGAAACGUUGUCGUAAAAUCUUUGUUCCCAUAUACGCCUUGUCUCUACACGUAAGACAACACGAAGAUGAAGACAAUAGCACGCAGUCCAACGGUCCGUUCAAUGAACUGAAGUUGAAUGGUAACUUUACGAUCGCCGAGAUGCACGCGUGGCUCUCUUUAGCGUUACCGGAUGUACCCGAGAGGCCUCACGUUCAUGACGGUGAGGCCGUACUGGCGUACGUCUCGUCCUUCAUCGGGACAAUCCUCAAAUGCAAGUAUAAGAAAGGAAACGCCCUAUUCCUCGGCGAGAACAUCUCCAGUAUCAUAAUCCUCAGAGACAUACUGACCAAGGAAGCGACGAAGCGCAAGAUCAAGCUGGACGUAUUCUGCGAGGUGGCAGACGGAAGCGUGUGCAGAGUACUGGAGCUGAUUCUCCCUCGGUUGAACGCAGCCCACGAAUUAAUGCAGAAGAUAAAAGUCCUCGACGCUCUCGACGAGUGGGAACUGAAGUCCAAUCCGAGAGAGAAUCUGUGCUCCGAGUAUCAAGAAUUGUGGCAAAAGGAGACGGAGAUCAGAUCGCUUAUGGCGAAGGACACCGAGAUUUUGAACAGGUUACACGCGAUAAUCACCGACUUGUACGUGGAUUGGGAACGAGCGAAGCGAUCUCGAAGGAUCAGUGGCAAGGAGGCUACGGCGAAACUCAAAGACGCACUUGAAACCAGAGACCUGGCCACCAUCUUGCAAGUUUUCAUCGGCAAAAAUGACACAACCAUGCCGACCUUAAUACCUGCGGCUAUUUAGAACGUUAGGAGAUCGGCAAAAAGUGGACCAAUGUAUUUCUAUAAACAUGUUCAAGUAGAAAAUAUAUUUUUUAACGAUGAUUCACAAUAAUAAAUCGUUAAAUUGUCUACACUUAAAA
Molecule: messenger RNA, 2294 nt
Organism: Dinoponera quadriceps
Lineage: Eukaryota; Metazoa; Arthropoda; Insecta; Hymenoptera; Formicidae
Product: Bardet-Biedl syndrome 7 protein homolog
Exons: 13
Coding region: 11-2176 (721 amino acids)
Biological process (GO): intracellular transport; cilium assembly; intracellular protein localization
Cellular component (GO): ciliary basal body; BBSome; neuron projection
Molecular function (GO): protein binding
Source: RefSeq, a predicted model, not a curated record